Molecule: messenger RNA, 1827 nt
Organism: Paramecium tetraurelia
Lineage: Eukaryota; Ciliophora; Oligohymenophorea; Peniculida; Parameciidae
Exons: 6
Source: RefSeq, a predicted model, not a curated record
AUGGCUUUUGUAUAUUAAGCAGAAAGAAAUAUGCUGAAUAAACCUUCUGGAGCACCUUCAAAUGUAAAACAGAUUUAACUGAAAUAGGUUGGUCCUGGUAGUUACCUUUCUCAUGAAUAGUUCAGGAUAAAGUAGGGGAAUGCUCCAUUCGAUACACAAGUUACAAGAACUCAAUAAUUAAGAUAAGAUAACUCUCCUGGUCCUGGGAGUUAUAAUAUCUUUAAUGAUGUGCAAGGGUACAUUUCCUUCAUCAAUUUUCAUCUUAGACAAAAUAUAGUGCUGCAAUCCUCUUAAUCUGAUGUAAAGGUUGUUGAGAAACCUCAGCCUCAAUCAGUUUUCGCAUCCUAAUCUAAACGAUUCCAUCACCCUAAAACAAUGCUUUCGCCUGGGGAUUUCAGUCCAGGAACAUAUGAUACAAACAAUAGUGGGACUAAAGUUAUUCAACAACAAUAUACAUCUCAACAUUACAUUGAAACCAUAAUGAAAUUGAAUAAAUAUCAAUCGAUACCAUCUAUACCUUCAUCAAAUUAAGUAUAUGGAUACCUAGAGAAAGGAACUCAUGAUUUGGAGGUAAACAAAUUUCCAUUCCCAUAAUUUACAGGUCUUUAAUAAGAUUCAGUUGGUCCAGGCCAAUAUGAUGUGAAGGAUGCCUUUCAAUAAAAUAAAUACAAAGGAAGUUUUUGGCACAAAUCUAAGGCCCCAAGAUUAGCACCCACUAUCUCAAAGGAAAAGGAACUAAUGGUUGGUCCUGGAACCUAUGAUCCAAAUACAUCUGUAGUACCAUUGCAUAAGUUAAAUCCAUCUGGAAAUUUCCAAUCGAAAUCUCAAAGAAUGUUUGAUUCUACUAAAGAAGAGAAAUAAAAAUAGUUUAUGAAAAUCUUCUUUGAUAAGUAAAAGAAUAUGGUCUAAAAGAACGGAGCCAAUUAUAUAGAGGAUGAUGAAUAUGUUUUUUGUGAUGAUACCACACCAGGACCUGGAUAAUAUUUAGGAAAUAUCUCAAAUCAAUCAGCCAUUUCAACCAAUACUCAAUCUACUACCAAGAUUGGAAAAAACUGUUUUGGAUCAAAAAGUAGAAGAUUUCAAGAGAAAAAAAUGCCUUGUUAUGUUGGUCCUGGAGAUUAUGAAUUGGAGAAAGAUUUCAUCAAAGAGGCGAUAUCUUCAAAGCAAACUCCUUUUCAAUCCACGAAUUUACGUUUUGAAGCUAAGGGUUAAGAGAAACGUCCAGGACCAUAAGCAUAUAACCCAAAAAUUACUUUAGAGGAUAGAUUGAUAAAGAAAUUAGAAAGAGCUCCGAUCGGAAAUUUUGGAUCAAAUUAAUAGAGAUUUAAACCACAGGAAGAUGAAGUACCAGGCCCAGGAGCAUAUGAUUAACACAAAAAGGAAGUUAAAACAAUUGCAUCUGUGUUUACUUCAAAAACGAAAAGAGGAGAUGCAGCACCUGUUUCUAAGGAUCAUUUUCCUGCACCAGGUGCAUAUGAUGUCAAAAAUUACACAAUAGAAUAAAUGACAAAAGUUGAAAAGGAAGAAGAUCCUGAUUUGGCAAUUAAUAAACCAGCCUUUGGAUCAUCGAUACCUCGAUUCAUGCAUAAAGAAAAGAAACCCAUUGAUGAAGUUUAAGAUGAACAAGAAGAUGAGUAAAUUAGAAUGCACAAUAGUUCAUCUUUGUUUUAGAAAAAGAAGAAUCCUCAUCCUCCUUUUAAUAUUAAAGAAAAUAGAUUUAAUUAUGAUAAAAAAGAUGAUAAUUUGCCUGGUCCAGGUGAGUAUUUUGAUCCAAAAGAAAAAGUCUGGAAUAAAUCUACUUUUAAUAUUUUAUUCUAAGAAAUCUGA